UCCCCGCUGAUAUGUUUCCUAGACUAUGGGAAACUCCUAUAUCGGGCAGCAGCAAUAUAGGAAGAUGCUGAAAGGCAUCAUCUCAGACUGUAUGGUGGGAGGCAAUGGUAAACCCCUCCUGUAUUCUACCAAAGACAACCACAAGGCUCUGUGGGCGCCAGGAGUCGACACCGACCCGACGGCACACUUUACCUUUACCUUACCAGCCAAAGCAGCCUGAAGACCAGAAAAGAUUGGAAAGGAAACACUCUACCCUUCUUGUCUUGACACUUCAAAGGUGGUUUGUCUCCUAAUCGUGGCCAGCACAGAGCAAGGCAGACACUUGAACCAGCACCUGACUGGCGGAGGAAGGGUUUGCAGUGGCAGCUCGGAUCAUACCCCUGGUUGCUGGAGACAAGCUGUCCUGAGGAGUGUACUAUAUGGCCAAUUGAUGCUGAUGAUAAUGUACCAAAUGGCAUCUUACAAUUAAAGCACUAAUGAAAUUAGUGAAAUUUCAAGCACUAGGCCUGAAACUAGACGGAAGUAAUUGACUGCAUAGAGGAUGCCCCACACUUCAGUUGCAUCCCCAGGAAGAGAUCUGCUCCUUGACCCUCCAGCUGAUCAUCCACAGUCACUGGGAACAGCAGAAACAAUGAAUGAGGAGAACCCUGAGGACCUGGAGAAGCAGCAGCAACCAGGAAGCUCCCAGAAUCCCCAGCAUAAAGUGGUGGCUGAGGAGAAGCAGCCACAGAAGGUAUCACAGGGGAACUUGGACAAUGUCCUGCCACGAAGGAGAUCCUUGAGGGCUGGCGCCGUUGUUUGCAGUGACUGUGGGAAAAACUUUGCUAAACUGUCCGAGUUCAUCAAACACCAGAGAAUUCACACAGGGGAGAAGCCUUACCGGUGCUCGGACUGCCAGAAGAGCUUCAGCAACAGCUCUAACCUGAUCAGGCACCAGAGGAUCCACACAGGGGCCAGGCCCUAUCAAUGCACUGAGUGCGGGAAAAGCUUCCGAAACAAGGAACACCUUACCCGCCACCAGCGAGCCCACAGUGGAGAGAAACCUUACAAGUGUGCCCAUUGUGGGGCCAGCUAUAGCAACAAGACUAACCUGACACGGCACGAAAGUGAACAUACGGGGGACAUGCCCUACAAAUGCCAGGAGUGUGAGGAGCAAUUUGGGGAGUCCGUGUCCCUCUUGAGUCACCUGGAGAAGCACUUGGGAGAGAAACCCUACACUUGCGGGGAGUGCGGGAAAGGGUUCCGACGUGGGUCGUCCCUGGCAGAACACUACCGUGUCCAUUCUGGCGAGAGACCCUUUGGGUGCACUGAGUGUGGGAAGCAUUUCAGCCAGCGAUCUUCACUCAUGCUCCACCAGCGGACCCACACAGGGGAAAAACCAUAUGCUUGUGGUGACUGUGGGCGGAGCUUCAGCAUCAGCUCCGCCCUCAUCACCCACCAGCGACUGCACACUGGAGAGAAGCCCUUCAAGUGUCCUGACUGUGAGAAACGGUUCAGUGAUCGCAAAGCCCUAAAGAGACAUCAGAGAAUCCACACAGGUGAGAAGCCUUACCAGUGCCUUGAGUGUGGGAAACGCUUCAGCCAGAGUUCUGCCCUCAUCACACACCAGCGACUUCACACUGGAGAGACGCCUUACGCAUGCUCAGGCUGUGGGAAGAAAUUUAGUGACCUCUCUGCCCUGAAGCGCCAUGAGAUGAUUCACACAGGCGAGAGGCCCUACAGCUGCUCCCACUGCAGAAAAGCCUUCAAGCACCGCUCAGCCCUCACACAACACCUGCGCAUCCACACUGGAGAGAAGCCAUAUGUCUGUCCUGAGUGUGGAAAGGGAUUCAGCCAGAGGUCCACGCUCAUCCAGCACCAGAGAGUCCACAAUGGGGAGCAUCCUUACACUUGCCCACAGUGUGGCCACUGCUUCAGCCAGGGAUCUGCCUUAACACAGCACCAGCGGACACACAGGGUCAAACACAGUGACAACGCUGUGAUCUUGCCCUGUGGGGUGAGAAUCUAUAGGGACCCUUUUGUCCAACCACAGGAUCUAGAAGAAGAGCACGACAUGACAGUCAUCUCCCCAGAGAUAUGGGGUACCAAUUUAGGCCUCCAGAUUAAAGAGGAACCAGAAUCAGAGGCGUAUGGUGACCUAGCAUAAGGACGGGUUGAAAGGCUUCCUAACGUAACAGUGUUUUUCUCAGAAACUAGCAUUUGCCUCUCUUUCAGGAGGUUUUCAAAGUGAACUAAAGCAUGAAGCCACCCACACACCUUACACUCGUGUGGGGAAGUGGGUAGAGUGCCAGAUUUAGUGUGAGAGGACCAGUGUUCAAAUCCUGCCUAUCCUGAAGCUUACUGUCACACUCUCUCGGCUUAACCUACCCCAUAGGAUUGUUCUGAAAAUAAAAACAUGGCGUCAUGGGAUAUACAUUUAAAUAAAUUAAUAAACCCAGGCACCCUGUAGGAAGCUUUAGCUAGGGCUGCCCCCUUUUCCCCUGACAGAGGCUGUGUGCUUCAUGGUAGGCAGGAAUUGAACAAUGCAACCUCUAUUCAUUUGCUUACUGUACAUCACCUUUCCACAAGAUGCUGCAGGUGAUUCAUGAUAAAAUAUUUCUGAAAGGCCAUUGGCUUGGAUCCAAAUGCUAGCAGCAAGCUGUUUCAAUUCACAGAAGGGCUCUUGCUUUUCUUCUUGGUUAUUUCUUUAUUCAUUAAAGUACAAAACUGACAAAAGGAAGCACACACACAAAAAGAUCAUUGAAAAAGUUACAUUACUACUAACAAGUAUUUUGUCAUAUUUUAUCUGGGCUUUGUUGCAUUCCAGUACUGUAUAAAUAAAAUCCAGUUUAUUGGAAAGAG
Messenger RNA from Hemicordylus capensis (graceful crag lizard), 2841 nucleotides. Its product is annotated as zinc finger protein OZF-like. Gene Ontology annotation, molecular function: RNA polymerase II cis-regulatory region sequence-specific DNA binding; DNA-binding transcription repressor activity, RNA polymerase II-specific. NCBI's taxonomy places the organism in Eukaryota, Metazoa, Chordata, Lepidosauria, Squamata, Cordylidae. The transcript has 4 exons. The coding region runs from base 542 to 2146 and encodes 534 amino acids. Gene Ontology annotation, biological process: negative regulation of transcription by RNA polymerase II. The record is from RefSeq and is a predicted model, not a curated record.